Gastrolobium bilobum is the source of this 1809-nucleotide messenger RNA. Its product is annotated as probable inactive receptor kinase At5g53320. NCBI's taxonomy places the organism in Eukaryota, Viridiplantae, Streptophyta, Magnoliopsida, Fabales, Fabaceae. Gene Ontology annotation, molecular function: protein kinase activity; protein binding; ATP binding. The transcript is spliced from 2 exons. Gene Ontology annotation, biological process: protein phosphorylation. The coding region runs from base 1 to 1809 and encodes 602 amino acids. The record is from RefSeq and is a predicted model, not a curated record.
AUGCAGGACACAAGAGAUCUUGCUAUGUUUCUAAGGAAGCUGGUUUGCUUUGCUCUACUUCCAUUCUUUAUCAUGGUUUGUACAGGAGGUGAGUUAUCAGAAUCUGAGUUUUUCUUCAAUUUCCUUAGGGGUGUUGAUCCCAAAAAUGUACUUAACAUUAGCUGGAAUGGGUCAGCAUCGAAUCCGUGCUUGGUUAAGUUGAAUGGUGUAAGAUGUAACUCGAAUGCUACUAAUAUUGUAGAGAUAAGGCUUGAAAACUUGAACCUUACUGGCAUAAUUGAUGCAGAUUCCCUAUGCAGGCUCAAAAAGCUUAGAGUGGUGAGCUUAGCUAAGAAUAACAUUAGAGGAACUAUUCCACACUCAAUUUUGCAGUGUACAAGGUUGAUGCAUUUAAAUGUAACCAGCAAUCAAUUGAGUGGGAGGGUACCUAAGGCUUUAACAAAAUUAAAAUAUCUGAAAAGCUUAGACAUCUCUAACAAUAAAUUUUCUGGUGUGAUUCCAAGUAAAAAAGAAUAUAAGCGUCCUUUUACUUAUUAUGUGACUCCAAGAAAGUUAGAAAGCAACAAGGAAGGUUAUACAAAUACAAAUCAACCAGCACCAGCUCCUUUAAGUGGCAGCACACCUGGUAAUGCCAAGAAGCCAUGGUAUUUUCAUUGGGAAGCCUUGUUGGUGUUAAUUUUGGGCAUUGGUUUGGUUUUUCCAUCCAUUUACUUUGCUAUGAAGAUGUCAGCUAAGUUAAAUGCAGAGGGACGUGUUAUGAAAAGCCAUCGUGUGUCUCCAAUAAAAAAGGCUACAACUGAGAUUCAAGAGGUGAAGCAAAUAAAGGAAGGGGAUUCAGAACUUGUGUUCUUUGUUGAAGAUCAUGAAAGAUUCACACUAGAGGACCUGCUUCGUGCCACAGCUGACUUGCAAAGCGAAAGCUUUUCUAGCAGCCUUUACAAGGUGAAACUCGAUAAUAAUGUUCACUAUGCAGUCAAAAGAUUAAAGAAUUUGCAGGUAUCAUCUGAUGAAUUUGGAGAGACAUUAAAGCAGAUAAGUAACUUGAAACAUCCAAAUAUCCUUCCCCUUGUUGGUUACCGCUCUACAAGUGAAGAAAAACUCAUCAUUUACAAAUAUCAAAGCAAUGGAAGUUUGCUUAAUCUUUUAAACGAUUAUAUAGCAGGUAGAAAAGAUUUCUCAUGGAAACUACGUCUCUCUAUAGCAUGUGGGAUUGCAAGGGGUUUGGGUUUCAUAUAUAAGAAGGUGGAUGGACAGGAGGUCAUUCCUCAUGGAAAUCUUAAGCUAUCAAAUAUCCUUCUCAAUGACAACAAUGAACCACUAAUAAGUGAGCAUGGGUUAUCAAAAUUCAUGGACACAAAUAGAGGUUUCCUGUUUUCCUCUCAGGGAUAUACAGCUCCUGAAAAGAGUUUAACAGAAAAGGGUGAUGUCUAUAGCUUUGGAGUGAUUCUCUUGGAGUUACUGACAGGAAAAAGCAUAGAAGUAAGUAGAAUAGACCUUGCAAGAUGGGUGAGGUCCAUGGUAAGGGAAGAAUGGACAGGUGAGGUCUUUGACAAGGAGGUUAGGGAAAAUGAACAUCAAUGGGCAUUUCCUUUGCUGAAUAUAGCCCUCAUGUGUGUAUCACGUUUCCAAGAAAAUAGGCCAACCACGGUAGAGAUUUUGGAGAAGAUGGAGGAGGUAAUGGAUGAACAUGAACAACAACAGGGACUUUUCGCUUCAACACACUGUUCUAAUGGAUCCAACCGUGAAGAUUGUUGUUCACUUCACCAAAUCAUACCUGACACAUGGGAUUCUCCAGGAUCAAAUUAUUGA